UUUUUGCCGUCAGACUUCCGGGCCGAGAGAGUCGCUCCAGAGAUCCGUUCUUUAGGAACAUGCUUCAGAUUGUUGAUGAAGUCCUGCCGCUCCUGCUGCCGCUGCUGAAGGAGAAGCCGUUGGCUCUCUUCGGACACAGUUUUGGCGCCUUCACCUGCUUCGCUGUCGCAGACGCCCUGAAGAGACGCCACGGCGUGGAACCGGUCCACGUGUUUCUGUCCGGCGCGUCCGCUCCGUUUGUGAGUCUCGGAUCAAAUCCAUUGGUCACGUUCCCAUAAUUCCCAUGUUUAUGAUUCAACUCCAGUAUCAGAGCUCAGAUGUGGGAUGAACAGCUGUUCCGGCUCCGAGUCGGAUUCAUGAGCUUCCUCUGUUCAGAGAAACGGGAUUGUGUCCUCCGGGAUAACAGAAUCCCAGAGGGAAGCUGGGUUGAGAGGCUGCGGUGCGGCAGACGUAGACGGGGACCGCACCUGUGUCGUCGUGAUGCGCAGGUGAACAGAUCACCUGUCCUACGUCUGGAGGGUUCCAUGCGUCCGUCAUGGACGACUCGUGUUCGGGUUAAAAACGUAAAGCAGACAAGUUCACCGGGACACGAGCGCUCUGCGAUUCGAAUCAAAGCUCCAAAGAGAAGUGACCAAUCAGACGGUGACUUCCUCAGGUGGCUCACUUCGAUUGGAGGAACGCCCCCGGAGCUGCUGGAGAACCCAGAAGUGCUGAAGCUCUUCCUGCCGGCGCUGAAGGCCGACCUGCACGUGGUGGAGAACUUCAGCUAUGGAAAACCUGACGUUCCCAUCCUCUCCUGCCCUCUCACGUGCUUCGAUGGAAGGGAGGAUGUUCCUCAUGAUUUACAAGCUUGGAGAGACGUCACGUCUGGAGAGUUCACCGUCAGGAUGUUUGACGGGUCUCAUUUCUACCUGAAGGACCCGGAGAAUGAAAAGAUCCUGUUGGACUUCAUCAGGAAGAGCCUGGAAGCGUCCGAGAUGGAUUAUUUAUGAGGACCGGGUUCCUUUAGCUCGGCCUCAGCUCUGAGAUCUUCUGUAGGCCCAACACGGAGAACCACAGGCCGCCGGGUCAGCGGUUCUGGACCGGGUCAGGACUAAAUCCGACUUCUUCAUCCAGGAAAAGUAAACAAAACAAAAGCCCAGUUGUUUGUAAAUAAUUUAAUUCAUCAUAAAGGAUCAAAUGUAGAGUUGUUGGUACUAAACGUGGUUUUAAAGAACAA
Molecule: messenger RNA, 1219 nt
Organism: Nothobranchius furzeri (turquoise killifish)
Lineage: Eukaryota; Metazoa; Chordata; Actinopteri; Cyprinodontiformes; Nothobranchiidae
Gene: olah
Product: oleoyl-ACP hydrolase
Biological process (GO): lipid biosynthetic process
Source: RefSeq, a predicted model, not a curated record